CUGUGUGCGAAUCUCCUUCUUUCCUUUUUCCGUCCUUUUUCCGUCCGUUUUUCUUCUAUUCCACAGGAUGUGGCAGUCAAAGCUAUCCACUUAUUCAUACGAGACGAAACGGAGUAUGGCCUCGGGCACGCCAAACUCCUCCAACUCCUAAAGUACUGUCUCAAGACGUACUUUACCUUAAACGGAACUACCUACGAGCAGGUGAAGGGCACGCCCAUGGUUUCAUCCAAUUCCCGACUCAUAGCUGAGGUGGUCCUGCAACGGUUGGGACGCUGGUUUUCAACACCACAGACCGAAAUUCUGGGCUUGGUAUGUAGACGACAUCUUCGCCGCAAUUGA
Molecule: messenger RNA, 339 nt
Organism: Dibothriocephalus latus
Lineage: Eukaryota; Metazoa; Platyhelminthes; Cestoda; Diphyllobothriidea; Diphyllobothriidae
Source: the annotation of a GenBank genome assembly